AAUGCUGAUAUGUCAAAGGAGAUGCAACAGGACUUGGUGGAGUGUGCUACUCAGGCAUUGCAGAGAUAUAAUAUAGAGAAGGACAUUGCGGCCCAUGUCAAGAAGGAGUUUGACAAGAAGUACAACCCCACCUGGCACUGCAUCGUGGGGAGGAACUUCGGUAGUUAUGUGACACGUGAAACCAAACACUUCAUCUACUUCUACUUGGGCCAAGUGGCCAUUCUCCUGUUCAAAUCCGGUUAAAAGCGUGGACUGUGCCACACACCCAGUGAUCUAUCCAAAAACAAGGACUGCAGCCUAAAUUCCAAAUACCAGGGACUGAAGCCUUCAGCCUUGCCUAAGGGAACACCUCCACCUUUGAACCUUUAUUGUGUUUUGUAGAGGGCAUUCUCUGUACUAGUUUGUGGUUAUAAAGCAAUUAGCAAAACAGCUUACAUUUGCAUUUAUUUUCUAUUCCACAUCUCUCUGCCCCAUGUUUUUUCUCUUCAAAAUCCAUUCCUUUAAAGAAAUAAAUCUGUUGAAGU
This is a messenger RNA of Bubalus bubalis (water buffalo), 524 nucleotides long. RefSeq names its product dynein light chain 1, cytoplasmic-like. Gene Ontology annotation, biological process: microtubule-based process; cilium assembly. The transcript has a single exon. NCBI's taxonomy places the organism in Eukaryota, Metazoa, Chordata, Mammalia, Artiodactyla, Bovidae. Gene Ontology annotation, cellular component: cytoplasmic dynein complex. The record is from RefSeq and is a predicted model, not a curated record. Gene Ontology annotation, molecular function: dynein intermediate chain binding; dynein light intermediate chain binding. Bases 10 to 243 code for a protein of 77 amino acids.